UUUGACACCCCCUAUUCCUGAAGUUAAGCAAAGAUAGAGAGAGAGUGUGUUUUUUAAGAUGAAAGAAAGAGUGAGAGUCCAAUACAAAGCCAAAAACGCCAUUGAUUUCUGUUGUGAGUUACAGAACUUUUGCAACAGGUGGAGGGCGUUUUGGACCCCCAUGUUUCCUCUGUCUUCACCAUCCAUCCGUCACUCUUUGCUUGGCCACUCGCUAACCACCACCACCACCAGCACCAACCCCUAUGCACAAACCAAACCAUUUCCCUUAACCCUGGUUUGCACUCACCCCCUAUUCACACGCAGCCACAUUCUCCUCAUUAUUAUUACCAUCCAUGAAUCCGCUCCUCACAUUUGGUCACCACACUCAUUAACCCUAUCUACACACAGAGAGAGAGAGUGUGUGUGUGUUGUAGUAAAAGUAAAAGGAAGCAAAGGGAGAGAAUGGGGAGAGGCGUGAAUGCAGGAUGCACAAAUGUCAUAAAAACCAGACCCAAUCCUUGCUAAAAAUAGAAAAAAUCCAAAUAAAGAAAAGAGAAGAAAAAAAAAAAAAGAAAAGAAGAAAAGGGUAGACUCCACUACUCCUACUUGUGUUGGGUUGGGGAAAGAGAGUCCACCAUUGAUCUGUUUAACACCAAACCCCACACCCAUUUCGUGAUUGCCGAGCGUCGUUCAUAUCUGCACACACACUGAGACUGAGAAGGAAGUAGUACAGUCACAGAAAACCAAAAGCACUGUGUGUGAGUGUAAAGAAAAAUAAAAACCCUAAGCUAAUGAUGAUGGAUGAGCGACAGCGAGAGAAGGUGCUUCACAAAACCGAGGCCUGUGGUUUCGUGGCAGGUGUUGGCUCCGACCUUGGACAUGUCACCGUGCCAGGGGACAACACCAACAACGUUUCUCAUUCUCAUGGGUCGGGUCGGAUCCACCACUUUGGUCUAGUUCCUGCUUUCGGAACUGUUCACAGGAAGAAGAGGAUGCCGAGGCAACGAAGAUCCUCUAACCCCUCUUUGCUCAUGCACCAACCCAACCACCCUCGCUUUCUUCCUCCUCCUCCUCCCUCUUCCUCCGCCUCCGCCUCCGCCUCCUCGCACGUGCCUCUCUCCGCCACUCUCCUGCCCGCACGUGAAAUCGAUCAUAGAAGGUUGAGAUUCCUUUUCCAAAAGGAGUUAAAGAACAGUGAUGUUAGCUCCCUUAGGAGGAUGAUAUUACCAAAGAAAGCAGCAGAGGCUUUCCUUCCUGCCCUUGAUUCAAAAGAAGGAAUUGUAAUCAGCAUGAAUGAUAUAGAUGGUCUUCAUGUAUGGAGUUUCAAAUACAGGUUUUGGCCUAACAACAAUAGCCGGAUGUAUGUACUUGAAAAUACUGGAGACUUUGUCAACACUCAUGGCCUACGCUUUGGAGAUUCCAUUAUGGUUUACCAAGAUAGUCAAAACAAUAAUUAUGUUAUUCAGGCGAAAAAGGCUUCUGAUCAGGAUGAAUUUAUUGAAGAAACUAGUGACACCAUCAAUGAUAUCUUCCUUAAUGAUUAUGAGGUGAACAAACCUGGUUGCUUCGAUGUAACCUAUCCUGCAGUGAACGAUACAGGGAUGUCAUUCAUAUAUGAAACUACCUUCUCAAAUGACUCCCCACUUGAUUUUUUGGGUGGAUCAAUGACAAAUUUUUCAAGGAUUGGACCAGUUGAAACCUUUGGCUCUGUGGAGAAUUUGUCACUUGAUGACUUCUAUUAAGGGCACUACAAGGAGGCACCGAUUAACAUGCAUGGUACCAAGACUAGCACUGUUAAGUGUGUGCUUCUUUAUUUGGUACUAAAGAAACAUAAAAAAAAAGUGUGCUUUUUUUGUUGUUGUCAUGACCAUGAGAGGAUUUGUGUAGAAGAAUAAAAAGAGUAGCCAGUGGGCAUGUUUUGUGUUCCUCUCUCUUGAACAAGUGGGACUGCUCUAUAUCAUGUAUUCCUUGUAUUUUUUGUUGAACAGCAUGAUAAAUGAUUUGAAAGUUCAUU
Molecule: messenger RNA, 1993 nt
Organism: Cajanus cajan (pigeon pea)
Lineage: Eukaryota; Viridiplantae; Streptophyta; Magnoliopsida; Fabales; Fabaceae
Product: B3 domain-containing transcription factor FUS3
Molecular function (GO): DNA-binding transcription factor activity; DNA binding
Source: RefSeq, a predicted model, not a curated record